This is a messenger RNA of Mycena citricolor, 2118 nucleotides long. Lineage: Eukaryota; Fungi; Basidiomycota; Agaricomycetes; Agaricales; Mycenaceae. The record is from the annotation of a GenBank genome assembly.
AUCAUUGCAGUGACCGACUGACGACUCGAUUUCUAUGCCACGCAUUAUCCUCAUGCCUGCUCACGAGUUCCUCAGGCCAAGAAUUCGUCUACACGUUGGCGCUGGAUGGCUUUUACGAGCUCACAACCGCCGUAGCUUCAGCAGCGUGCCAUGCUUGCGCCUUUGCAGCGGCUGUAUCUGGGAUUCUGGAGGAGUUUUUCAACCCUCGAAGCUGGAUAUGAUCGAAGAUGUCACUCACUUCGGACGGGUAUAUAAGUCGUGUAUCGCUGCCUUGGCUCUGCAUUCGACAAGCUCCGACAAGUGUAUCGCACAUCCACAAGAGAAUCUCACCCGCUACAUACUGUGAUAUCUUCGCGCUGUGCAGAAUGCCUCAAGCCCGACGAACCUUCAUCAUCGGCGUCGGGUGCACGGCUUUCACCAAACCCAGAGGAGCCCGGGCCACGGAGGAUAUGGGACUCGAAGCUGCCACCAAGGCGCUUCUGGAUGCAGGCACGCUCUGGUACACUACAUCCUAGCCAACAGCUGUUCCAACUGCGUGGCCAGGGAUUACCUAUGAUUCGAUCGAUUCAGCUCUUGUCGGAUACUGCUACGGCGAUUCGACUUCAGGCCAAGCAAGUUUGAAACGGCUGGCAUAGGCCCGAUGCUGACUGGAUUGCAGCGCGCUCUUUAUGGACUGGGGCUGACCAACAUUCCCAUAACGAACGUCAAUAACAAUUGCGCGACUGGAUCCACGGCGUUGUAUCACGCGGAUCUGGCCGUCAAGUACGGACAGGCCGAGUGUGUCCUCGCGUUGGGAUUUGAGCGCAUGAGCCCUGGCUCAUUACGCACCCAUUUUCCCGACCCACCAACGUCGUUGCUCGAGAGUCACAGUUGGGAUCUUGAGACAAGUCAAGGUCUGGGAAAGAACCGCGGGCCCGAUCCGGCGAGGAUGUGCGCCAACGGCGCACAGGAGUAUUUCCAGAAAUUCGGCGGCGGGAUCGAGCACCUCGCGCUCAUCGCCGCAAAAAACCACAAGCACUCGGUCCAUAAUCCGUACUCCCAGUUCCGCGCCGGGUGGACGAAAGAGCAGAUUCUAGACGCACCCAAGGUGACGAACGAGUUGACGAAGUUCAUGUGCACCCCGACUUGUGACGGCGCAGCGUGCGGAAUCGUCGCGUCGGAGCAGUUCGUGCAUGCACAUGGGCUCGAGAACCAGGCGAUCGAGAUCGUCGCAAUCGGAUUAGCCACGGAUGGCCCAGAAUCAUUGGAGGGAAACAGCGCCAUGGAUGUGGUGACAUACAGCAUGACCCAGCUGUGCGCAGACAAGGUGUUCGAAGCAGCAGGCUUUGCGCCAGACGGGGGCAGAGACCAGGUGGGGGUGAUUGAGCUGCACGACUGUUUCGCUGCAGCCGAGUUGAUUAUGUACCCCGCGCUACGACUCUGUGCUGAGAACGAAGCCCAUAAAUUCGUUGAACGCGGAGACAACACCUAUGGCGGUAAAUUUGUGAUCAAUCCAUCGGGCGGGUUGGAGGCCCGGGGGCAUCCAUUGGGCGCCACCGGAUUGUGCAUGCACUUCUCUAUUGUGAUGCAGCUACGCAAUUGGGCCGGUCCAAUGCAGGCUCCCGGCCUAUUUGAAAGCCUUGGUGAGGAUGUGCGUGGUAAAUACGGCCUCGUGCACAAUUUUGGGCUCGGAGGCGCUGUGGUUGUUGCUCUUCUUCGGCGGCCGGAGUUCUUCAAGAUUGGGGGCGAGGAUGGCCGGAAUCGACUUGGAUAUAAUCACGCUUUUGAAUGCCGUCCUGUCACAAUGGCUGAUGUGGACAAAGUGAAAUCCGCGAGACAUUCACCAUUUGUUCUCAGGCAUUCAAAGUUGUAGGGUGCAGCCAGUUGUACGCAAGCUUGCACCAUGGGGUUUCACAAGACAUUGUCUAUUUUGAUGACUCCUGCCGUGUUAUCGGCCGUUUGAGAACUUGAUAUCAUAGACCAAGUUGCCAUCAAUCAAUCAACUGGUCUUAAUUUUUGACCAGUAACUAGGGAUUAUUUCAGAUCCACACUUCGCGAAUGAGAUGAGAACGCGUUGUUUGAAUUUCCUGUAUUAGAACUGGACAUCAUUUCAACGUCUUUUUCUGCGCUCAGGGUCGC